CCGCCCGGCGCUCCCGAGCCGAGGUGUCCGCCGCGCCGCCGCUGUCAGUCCGAGCUCAGGUGCUGCUCAGUCGGGUGCCGCUGCCGACGCCACCCGCGCGCCGAGGUCCGCCGGGCACGCUCCCCGCCGCAGAGCGACAUGUCUUGUGCGUCGUUCAUCCACGUCAACGAGGGGCCAUCGCCCCGGUCCCUGAAGACCGACUUCGAGGACAUCGAGGAUCACGCGGCACUGAUAGGUUUGCAGGCGUUGACCUUGAACCUCGCUUCGGCCAAUAGGGUCUCUGAGGAGCCUGAACCGCGCAAGAAGUGCCUGAAGCCUCUGAGCAUCUCCACGGCUCGCAAAACACCCGAGAAGCACGUAUCCAUCAGCCCGCUGUCGGUGACUCCCCGCAGCGUCGGCUCGAGCGCCCGCAGCCGGCCGUCUCCGUCGCGCAGCGACUCGUCGGGCUUCCAGAGCCUGCCGAGCCCGCAGAGUGCCGGCUCGGACGGCUCGCUCGGCUCCGGCUCCGGCUCCGUCUGCUGGCACCGCGGCCGCAUCGCCGGUGAUGCGCGUGUCUUCACCAAUCACAGCAACAUGGAGGUCAAGCCCAGUGAGAGCCUGGAGUCGAUAAACUCGCGCUCGGCCAGUGGAAGCGCCAGCAGACAGCGUCAGACCAACUCGCGGUCGCGCCAGGGAACGCCGCAGUCGCGCCAGGGCACGCCGCAGUCGCGCCAGUCUACGCCGCAGCCGCGUCACGGCACGCCGCACUCGCGCCAGGCCACGCCGCAGUGGCUCCACGGCACGCCGCAAAGGGAGAAUCAGAGGACGUUUGAGGAGUACGCCACGAUCUUCGACGUCCAGCAGGGGCUGAAGAAAGGGCAGCUGGUGGAGGGUGUCCUCCGGAUUAACGCGAAGAGCUACAAAGAUGCAUAUAUCAGCGCUCCGGACGGGCUGACGGACAUCUACGUUGGGGGAGUGCGUGAUCGCAACCGUGCGCUGCACGGCGAUGUGGUGGCCGUCGAGCUGCGGCCCCAGCAUGAGUGGAAGGUUCUGGAGAAUGCGCUCGUCACCUAUCUCAUCUCAAAUGGCACACUUAGCGACCUCGAAAUUCUGUACGAAACCGACGCGAACCUGCAGAAAAACGCCGUCCUCCUGGAUGCGAUUCUGCCCGACCGAUUUCCGCGUCCCUUGAGGCUGCUCUUGGCGCCGGGCGAGGCCGCCGCACCGCCGCACGACCCCGCGGCGCACAGCGACGGCCCGGCCCGGGCAAAGGAGACCUCACUGCCGGGCGACGACGGGGAUGGGGAGGGGGAGGGGGGACACGACAGCGUGUCAGCGGCGCUGGAGACUGUGCCGGUGACCUCAGCUGAAGCUCCGGCUCCGACCAUGGCUCCGGCUCCGGCUCCGGCUCCGGAGGGGUCUCCGAAGAAGCGCGGUGGCCGUCCUCCGAAGAAGUCGGAGAGGCCAGGACAGAGGGAGGGGGCGGACGGCGCCUCGACGCCAGCGCCGGCCGUUGACGGCGGCUCGCUGGGCGUGACGGUGGAGCGGGCGCUCAAACACCCCGAGUGGGGCCGCUUUGUUCAGCGCACUGCCAAGGUGGUGUCCGUGCUGGAGAAGAAGCACCCGCGCUGCGCGGUCGGCGAGCUGCGCCAGUUUCCGGACGGCAGUCGGCACCAGGCGCUGUUCGCGCCGCGCGACCACCGCGUGCCGCGCCUCAAGGUGGCCGCCGCCGACUGCCCGGCCGACUUCUUCCAGCAGCCGCAGCUGUACGCGCGCACCCUCUUCAUGGCCCAGAUCACCGAGUGGACCGACCCCGGCUACGCCAGGGGGCGACUGUCGCGUCAGCUGGGCGAGACGGGCAGCGUGGACGUGGAGAUGGAGGCUAUCCUGCUGGAGCACGGGGUGGACACGCGCGAGUUCGGGCCGCAGGACCUGGAGGGCCUGCCGACGGCGCCCUGGACCAUCCCGGCCGAGGAGGUGGCCCGGCGUCGCGACCUUAGGGCCGAGUGCGUCUUCACCAUCGACCCGCUGACGGCGCGCGACCUGGACGACGCCGUCUCGUGCCGCCGGCUCGACUCGGGCCAGUUCGAGGUGGGCGUGCACAUCGCCGACGUCAGCUACUUUCUGCGCCAGGGCGUGCCGGCCGACCUGACGGCCGCCGAGCGCUGCAACUCGGUCUACCUCGUCCACAAGGUGAUCCCGAUGUUGCCGAGGCUGCUCUGCGAGGACUUGUGUUCGCUGAACCCGGCGCAGGACCGGCUGGCCUUCUCCGCCAUGUGGACGCUGGACAGCGAGGGCCGCGUCUUCGACGAGUGGUUCGGCAGGACCGUCAUCCGCUCGUGCACCAAGAUGGCGUACGAGCACGCGCAGAGGAUCAUCGACGAGCCGGAGCGGCCGCCGGCGGCCGAGGAGCUGCCGCCGAUCGACGGCCGCUGGACGGCCGAGGACGUGCGGCACCGCGUGCUCACGCUCCACCGCAUGGCCCAGUGCAUGCGCCAGCGUCGCGUCGACGAUGGCGCCCUGCGACUGGACCAGCCCAAGUUGUGCUUCGCGCUGGACGGUCCCAACGGCACGCCCACCGGCUUCUACACGUACCACCAGCAGGAGAGCAACCGUCUGAUCGAGGAGUUCAUGCUGCUGGCCAACAUGGCGGUGGCGCGGCGCGUGCUCCGCUCGUUCCCGUCGCUGGCCGUGCUGCGCCGCCACGCGCCGCCGCAAGAGGGCCCGCUGGCGGACGCCGCUCGCCUCCUCCGCAGCAUGGGGCUUGAGAUGGACGUGGCGUCGAGCGGCUCCGUGCACGACUCGCUGCAGGCGAUGGCCGCCAGGUGGCAGCAGGAGCUGACCCCGGACGAGGCACGAUCCCGCAUGGCCGUCGUCGUCAACCUGCUCAGCAAGCCGAUGAACGCCGCUGAGUACUUCUGUUCGGGCGUGCUGACGCAGCCGGAGCAGUACCGGCACUACGCGCUGAGCGUGCCGCUCUACACGCACUUCACGUCGCCGAUCCGCCGCUACCCGGACGUGCUCGUGCACCGGCUGCUGGCCGCCGCGCUGCAGUACGACCGGCCGGCACCGCUGCCGCCGUCGCUGGUGCAGAGGAUCUGCGUGCGCUGUAACGAGCGCAAGCUGUCUGCCCGGCUGUGUUCGGAGGCGUGCUCUCUGCUGUUCCUGGCGCACAUGGUGGACCUGUGCGGCCCUAUCCGCCAGCAGGCCGUCGUCAUGGCCGUGCUCGACAAGAGCUUCGACGUGUUCAUCACCGAGAUGGCCGUCUCACGGCGCGUCUACAUCGACAAGCUGGACGUGGAGUCUCUGGAGUUCACGAAGGCGGGCGGCGUGCCACGGCUGCGCCUGGUCUGGCGCGCUACCGACACCGAGCCGGCCUGCAGUCAGCUGAUUGAGCUGUUCUCGCGCGUGCACGUCACCCUGGAGCGGACGGACAUGCCGCUGAAGUUCAGCACGGUGGCGCUGCGGCCCGGAGCGGAGCUGGAGCCGGAGCCGGAGCCGGAGGCGUGAGAUUCAGCGCCGUCUCGCUGAGAUCUGGGGCGGACCUGGCGCUGUGGUGGUGCUCAGUGCCGUGCUGGAGGAGGCCCAGGCUCAGUACCGCGCCACCGUGAUUGCCGAUGGAGGUGGAGCUGGAGGCGGUAGCCUGGCGCGAACUUCAGCACCGUGGUGUGGCUGGACGAGGCUCAGGCUCAGCAGGAUGGUGUCGAAGCCGGGGGCGGAGCUGGCGCUGGGGGGCGGGCGCUUUUGUGAGGUUCGGAUGCAGCGCCAGCGCCAGGUGAGGCAGGCAGAUGCUGGAGCAAACUCGGUGUCUGCCUGCCACGCUCAGAUCGGGGCGGAGCGGAGCGUAGCUGGUGAAGGUUAGGUUAGGUUAGGCCUCCCAGCCGGAAACGCUGAGACCGGGAGCCGUGCUGAAGUCAUGACGGGGUGGGCCGGGCGCUGCCUGCGGUCGGUGGCGCCGGCUGAGGGGAAGAAUGGGUGGUGGCGGCGUGAAGGGUGCCUGAUGGAGAAGAGGGUUUGGUGAUGGUGCGAAGUGGUCUGACAUGCCAGGGAGUCUUGGAAAGCCGAGGCGCGUCUCCGGGUCCAGCCAAGGGCUAGUCGAGAGAGGGGCUGGCUGGACGAGAGAGAGAGAGAGAGGGAGAGAGAGAGAGAGAGAGAGAGAGAGAGAGAGAGAGAG
Molecule: messenger RNA, 4153 nt
Organism: Pollicipes pollicipes
Lineage: Eukaryota; Metazoa; Arthropoda; Thecostraca; Pollicipedomorpha; Pollicipedidae
Product: DIS3-like exonuclease 2
Exons: 19
Coding region: 139-3489 (1116 amino acids)
Biological process (GO): miRNA catabolic process; mRNA catabolic process
Cellular component (GO): P-body
Molecular function (GO): 3'-5'-RNA exonuclease activity; RNA binding
Source: RefSeq, a predicted model, not a curated record